Messenger RNA from Hyla sarda, 8748 nucleotides. Its product is annotated as sodium channel protein type 2 subunit alpha-like. The record is from RefSeq and is a predicted model, not a curated record. Gene Ontology annotation, molecular function: voltage-gated sodium channel activity. Gene Ontology annotation, biological process: sodium ion transmembrane transport; membrane depolarization during action potential; neuronal action potential. The coding region runs from base 250 to 5946 and encodes 1898 amino acids. Gene Ontology annotation, cellular component: plasma membrane; axon; voltage-gated sodium channel complex. The transcript is spliced from 27 exons. NCBI's taxonomy places the organism in Eukaryota, Metazoa, Chordata, Amphibia, Anura, Hylidae.
GUCAAGUCCAGAAUAUCUAGGCCAAAGCCUAUAAACCUGCAGCCACAUCAAAUCUGCGAGUACAAGACUACUAUCCCUACCAAAGUCAUAACAGUAGCAUACAGUGGCCUGCAUCAUCAUUAUUAUAGCAACUACAAGUCCAAGCAAGCCUGAGAUGUUCCCUGUGUCCCGGUCACCUUUGUGGAAGUUGGCUAAUUAGUUUUGCUAUGCACCAAGCUAGAUGGUAAAUAAAGGGAGCAGGAUGAAAAGAUGGCGCAGCCAAAGCUUGUACCACCUGGACCCGAAAGCUUCCAAUAUUUCACCAGGGAAUCUCUUAAAGCCAUUGAAAAACGUAUUGCAGGGGAAAAGAACGCAAAGAAUGGAAGGCAAGAAAGUGAACAAUGGAUUCCAAAACCAAAUAGUGACUUGGAAGCUGGUAAAAAACUACCAUUUAUUUAUGGGGACAUCCCACCUGGAAUGGUAUCAGAACCCCUGGAGGAUCUCGACCCAUACUAUGCUAACCAGAAAACCUUUAUAGUAUUGAAUAGAGGGAAGGCAAUCUCCCGCUUCAGUGCCACGUCUGCCUUGUACAUUCUGACACCUUUCAACCCAAUCCGUAAAGCAGCUAUAAAGAUUUUGGUUCACUCAUUAUUUAGCAUGUUCAUCAUGUGCACCAUCCUCACCAACUGCGUGUUCAUGACCAUGAGUAACCCCCCGGAGUGGGCCAAGAAUGUAGAAUACAUGUUCACUGGGAUUUACACAUUAGAAUCAUUGAUCAAAAUUCUUGCAAGGGGCUUCUGUUUAGAUAAAUUUACUUUUCUCCGUGAUCCCUGGAACUGGCUUGACUUCAGCGUCAUCUUGCUGGCGUACAUAACAGAAUUUGUAAACCUAGGCAAUGUUUCAGCUCUUCGAACUUUCAGAGUAUUAAGAGCUUUGAAAACUAUUUCUGUAAUCCCAGGCUUGAAGACCAUUGUGGGGGCCCUGAUCCAAUCGGUUAAGAAGCUUUCGGAUGUGAUGAUCCUCACAGUGUUUUGUCUGAGUGUGUUUGCACUAAUAGGACUUCAGCUAUUCAUGGGACACCUAAGGAAUAAAUGUGUGUACCUCCCGAAUGGUUUACCUGAAAAUAUAAGCAUUGAAGAAUAUGUCAAGAAUGAAAGUGUUGUUUAUAAGGAGAGAGGUCAGAAGGAUCCUUUGCUUUGUGGCAAUAGCUCAGAUUCCGGUCAGUGCCCAGAUUCUUAUUUGUGCAAGAAGGUUGGAAGGAACCCUGACUAUGGAUAUACAAGCUUUGACAGUUUUGGCUGGGCCUUUUUAUCUUUGUUUCGACUGAUGACUCAGGACUCCUGGGAAACUCUGUAUAUGAAGACCCUACGUGCUUCAGGAAAAACCUACAUGAUCUUCUUUGUGCUGGUGAUAUUUCUGGGCUCCUUCUAUUUGGUGAAUCUAAUUCUGGCAGUGGUUGCUAUGGCUUAUGAAGAGCAAAAUCAGGCAACUUUACAAGAAGAUCAGCAGAAAUGUGAGGAGUUUAAGAAAAUGAUGGAAACAUUGAAAAAACAGCAAGAGGAUGCUCAGGCUGCAGCAGAUGCACCUGUAGAAUCAGAUGGAAGUGAAGAUGGUGAACUGGAUGAUCUAUCUGUGAGUUCAUCUACAAUAUCAAAAAGGGAUGACGAAGACAGAAUGAACCCUGGGGAAGUGGCCAAAGAAAUGCAGACACGGUCCAGUAUCCAUAUGAGCAGCGCUUUUAGCUUCAGAUAUCACGGCAAGGAUGGAGGGUCAGAGAAUGAUUUUGCUGAUGAUGAGCAUAGUACUUUUGAGGAUAAUGACAGUAGAAGGGACCUUUCUCUGUCUGUGCCCGGGAGGACAAAUCGGCUCAAUAGCAAUCUUAGCCAGACCAGUCCAUCUCUCAGGAAUGGUAAAAUGCACAGUACUGUGGACUGUAACGGAGUUGUUUCAUUGGUCAGUGGUUCAUUUGCACGGGCUGAACUUCUUCCAGAGGGAACAGAAACAGAGGCAAAUAGAAGAAGGCUAAGCUCAUACAAGCUCUCAGUGGAAAUGAUGGAAGGUCUGACUGUUAGACAAAGGGCUCAAAGUAUUGCUACUGUUUUAACAACUGCAAUGGAAGAACUUGAAGACUCAAGACAAAAGAAGUGUUCUCCCCGUUGGUAUAGAUUUGCUAAGUGCUUUUUAAUUUGGGACUGCUGUGAUCUAUGGCUGAGGUUUAAAGAUAUUGUAAAGCUAAUUGUGAAGGACCCAUUUGUAGACCUUGCUAUUACAAUCUGCAUUGUUCUGAAUACUAUUUUCAUGGCCAUGGAACAUGCCAACAUGUCUACUGAAUUUGAAAAUGUUCUUUCUGUCGGAAAUCUGGUUUUUACAGGAAUUUUCACAUCAGAAAUGGUAUUUAAGCUGAUUGCACUGCAUCCAUACUAUUAUUUCCAGGAAGGCUGGAAUAUAUUUGAUGGAAUUAUUGUGGGUCUUAGUUUAAUGGAACUUGGAGUUUCAUCGGGAGGAGGUUUCAGUGUCCUUCGAUCCUUUAGACUGCUUCGUGUCUUCAAGUUGGCAAAAUCAUGGCCUACCCUGAACAUGCUGAUCAAGAUCAUCGGUAACUCUAUUGGAGCAUUGGGAAACCUGACCUUGGUGUUGGCCAUCAUCGUGUUUAUCUUUGCCGUAGUCGGCAUGCAGCUGUUUGGUAAAAAUUACAAGGAAUGUGUCUGCAAAAUCUCUGAAGAAUGCAAACUUCCCCGCUGGCACAUGAAUGACUUCUUUCACUCCUUCCUGAUUGUGUUCCGAGUACUAUGUGGAGAAUGGAUCGAGAACAUGUGGGACUGUAUGGAGGUGGCGGGACAAUCUAUGUGCAUCCUGGUAUUCAUGUUGGUGAUGGUCAUUGGAAAUCUUGUGGUGCUAAACUUGUUCUUGGCCUUGCUCCUAAGCUCCUUUAGCUCUGACAAUCUUUGUGCAACUGAAGAGGAUGCUGAACUCAAUCAUCUUCAGAUCGCAUUCGGUAGAAUCCGGAGGGGCCUGGCUUACGCUAAAAAGUGCUUGCAAGAAUUUUUCCAAAAAUUGCUUCUGAACACUAAAGAUGAUGUGGAUAACGCAAAACCACACGGAGACAUGACAAUUAAGUAUGAUAAUGGAAUUUAUACAAAUGUGGAAGUACAGAACAAUAAAAACCGAGAUCCUGGUAUAGUUAUAAGUGGAACUAGUGGUGUAGGCAAUAUUAUUGAAAUUAAAGUUCCUAUGGCUGAUAGCACCAAACAGUGCCUCAUCAAUGCAGUGCCUAUUGCAGUUGGAGAGUCUGACUUGGAAAAACAAGCCUCUGAAGACUCUGGGAGUGACUCUGACACUGAAGAUAAAGAGAAGGAAAAGCGUUCUAUUUCCAGUUCCUCGGAAGGCAGUACAGUAGAGGUCAGACUACCGGGAAUGGAGAGAGAAGACGAUCUCUUCGGCUUUGACUAUGAGGAAUCUCUUGAUCCGGAACCAUGCUUUACAGACGGCUGCGUGAAGACAUUUGCAUGCUGCCAAAUAAAUGUUGAAGAGGGAAGAGGGAAAAUGUGGUGGAAUCUCAGAAAAACCUGCUACCUUAUUGUUGAACACAGCUGGUUCGAAUCAUUUAUAAUCCUCAUGAUCCUACUUAGCAGCGGAGCCCUGGCAUUUGAAGAUAUUUACAUAGAAAAUCAUAAAACAAUCAGAACAGUACUGGAUUACGCUGACAAGCUCUUCACGUACAUCUUUAUCUCAGAAAUGCUUCUGAAAUGGGUGGCCUAUGGAUUUGCAGCUUAUUUCACUAACGCCUGGUGCUGCCUGGAUUUUGUGAUAGUAGACAUAUCCUUGGUUAGCCUUAUAGCCAGUGAGUUGGGACUCUCAGACUUGGGGCCGAUCAAGUCACUAAGAACAUUAAGGGCUUUGAGACCCCUGAGGGCGUUGUCUCGCUUUGAAGGAAUGAGGGUAGUUGUGAAUGCGCUGGUCGGGGCUAUUCCAUCUAUCAUGAACGUUCUGCUGGUCUGCCUUAUAUUUUGGUUGAUUUUUAGCAUCAUGGGAGUCAACCUUUUCGCAGGAAGGUUUUAUCAUUGUACUAAUACUACGUCGAAUGAAGAUUUCCUUGUCUCUGAAGUUAAUAACAUAACAGAAUGUAAGCAACUAGAAGCCCUAAACAAGAGCAUAUGGCAAAAUGUGAAGGUGAAUUUCGAUAAUGUUGGAGCAGGAUACCUUGCUUUACUUCAAGUGGCCACUUUUAAAGGAUGGAUGCCUAUUAUGUACGCAGCUGUUGAUGCAAGAGCCAAAGACGAGCAACCCAGAUAUGAGGAGAAUUACUACAUGUAUUUAUACUUUGUAGUCUUCAUAAUAUUCGGCUCCUUCUUCACCCUAAAUCUCUUCAUUGGUGUCAUUAUAGAUAACUUCAAUCAGCAGAAAAAGAAGAUAAGAGGACAAGACAUCUUUAUGACCGAGGAACAAAAGAAAUAUUACAAUGCAAUGAAGAAACUUGGAUCCAAGAAACCGCAAAAGCCAAUCCCACGACCGAAGAAUGUUUUUCAGGGAUUCGUUUUUGACAUAGUAACGAACCAAAUAUUUGAUAUCACCGUCAUGUGUCUCAUAUUCCUAAACAUGGUAACAAUGAUGAUCGAAACUGAUGACCAGAGUAAAGAAACGGAGGAGCACUUGUACUGGAUUAAUAUGGUCUUCAUCGUGCUUUUCACUGCUGAAUUCCUUCUCAAACUCUUCUCCUUGCGCCAUUAUUAUUUUACCAAUGGAUGGAACAUAUUUGACUUGGUUGUGGUCAUACUCUCGAUUGUAGGUAUGUUCCUGGCAAACAUAAUAGAAAAAUAUUUUGUUUCACCCACGUUAUUCCGAGUCAUAAGACUUGCCAGGAUUGGAAGAAUCUUGCGUCUUAUUAAAGGAGCAAAGGGGAUCCGUACUUUGCUUUUUGCUUUGAUGAUGUCACUUCCUGCUUUAUUCAAUAUUGGUCUUCUGCUCUUCCUAGUCAUGUUCAUUUACGCCAUUUUUGGAAUGUCCAAUUUUGCCUUUGUGAGGAAUGGCGGUGGCAUUGAUGACAUCUUUAACUUUAGGACAUUUGGCAACAGUAUGCUUUGCUUGUUCAUGAUCACAACAUCAGCUGGGUGGGAUCUGUUGUUGGAUCCAAAUCUAAAGACUGGAAAACCAGAUUGUAACCCUGAGUAUCAGCAUCCUGGAAGUAAUAAUGUUAAAGGUGAUUGUGGUAACUCAUCAGUUGCCAUUUUAUUUUUUGUCAGCUAUAUUAUCAUCUCAUUCCUCAUUGUGGUAAACAUGUACAUUGCUGUCAUUUUGGAAAAUUUUAGUGUUGCCACCGAAGAAAGUGCAGAACCCUUAGGAGAAGAUGACUUUGACAGGUUCUAUGAGGUUUGGGAAAAGUUUGACCCAAAGGCUACACAGUUUAUUGAGUACAGUAAACUUUUUGAUUUUGCAGAUGCACUGGAUCCACCUCUACAAGUACCAAAACCAAACCAAAUUCAACUCAUUGCGAUGGAUCUACCCAUGGUAAAUGGAGACAGAAUACACUGCCUUGACAUUCUGUUUGCUUUCACAAAGCGUGUUUUGGGUGGGGAAGCGGGUAUGGACUCUCUACGUGUAACAAUGGAAGACCGGUUUAUGGCCUCUAAUCCAUCUAAGACUCCUUAUGAGCCUAUAACAACUACCUUACGACGAAAACAGGAAGAGGUAUCUGCUGUUCUUAUACAGCGUUGCUAUAGGCGUUAUAGCUCCAGAAAAACGACUUGCCGCUUGACAGUGCCCAAUAGAAAUAAAAACAAAUGUCCUAGUAUAAUGGCAAAAAGUGAGAGAAGUAGCUCAAAAUAUGCAGAAAAUUCCAACACCAUUGAUUCAGACAUGUCCAGCUCAACUAUAUCACCCCCAUCCUAUGACAGUAUCGAGAAGACGGAUGAAAAAGACAGCGCUAAGAAGGAGGAAGAUGAUGAAGACAGAAAAAGUCAUGCAAAAUAAAUUCACGUUGAUUGUGUGAUGCACCAUUUAUAAAGAUCAUAGACUUAAAAGGUCCACAGGUGUUUGCUUGCAGACCUAUGCCAAAAUGUUUAUGAUAUGUAUGAUGUAAGUUUAGUGCCUAUAAUACUACAUGAAAAGAAGCUUUCUAUAGGAUCUACAGAAGAUCUAUAUAGACUUUUAGAGGCUCAUUUUUGUAUACAGAAGAUGAACAUUUUGAUGCAAAUCAUCCACUUAAUCUAAGGGUCUUUGGGGCUUAGGUGUCUAUAUACUCUGCUGGACAAUCACAGUGACUUCUGCUGCUUUUUUUUUACAAUGUCAUGUGACUAAUAUUCACACGAUCAUUGGAUGCAUUCAUAAGAUGUAAAAACAAAAAGUUCCAUCCCCCGCUGGUGAUGGGAUGAACUUACCACAACACUACUGAAGCUACAGAAUCUAUUUUUACCGAUUAUCUGUUUACUACGGAUGAUGUCCAAUGUUCAACAAUGUUUAUGUGCCUCCGACGUCACAAAUGGUUUUCGGUUAUUUAGCUUCAACACAAUCUACACGUUUCUGUAAAGUGCUCUUCUGUACAAAGAUAAAAGAUUAAAAAAAAAACACCAAACACACACACAUAUAGAUAUAUGUUAGGGGAUUACAAUUAUUGAACAGAUGCAGUAACAUUUUGAAAGUUCACUCUCUUCACUUAACUUUUCUACUUCUCACUGGAAGUCUUGCCAUGUUUAUUCUGGUCCUUCUAGGAGGACUACAACCGAGAAGAUUUAAGUUUUUUUUAUGUUUGUGCUUAAUUUCCACUAUGGUCCUCUUGGAGGCCUGGAAAACUACUUACUGUAAGGAGGCCAAACAUGAAGACCCACAUUUACUAAGAUUGCGGUCAGACUUGUGCCAGUGGAGAAAGCAAUAGGCAUGAUCUCCACCAAAUUUGUUAAAAGGUAUUUUAACUUUGCAAACAGGCAAAGAUAUCAAUUUAAAAAAAGAUUUUAGACAGAUAUUUGCAACAUUUUGGGUUUAGUUCUUUAACGAAUGUGACCUAUACUUCUUUGAGGUCCCACCCACAAAUUUAAUGAAAGACAAGAACAGUCACUCAUUUUUUUGUGCAAAUGACACCUAAAACUGCUGUAAAUGUAAGUCAUAGUGUCUGGCCCACUGUUCACAUUGUGGUCGGGCUGUAUGUUUAGCAUAUAAAUUGUGUACUGAAAUAAACAUCCAACGCCGGAUGUUGUUUGGGACAAAUUUUUGGUUUAAUUGCUUUGAUAAUUUUGCCUGGUCGAAUUUAGCACAAAUGUUAUCCUGUUGUGACCCUUGAAUUUGUGAUCUUGUGAGGACACUGGGGGAAAUUUUUCAAAAUUUGUGCGGAGGAAAAGUUGACCAGUUUCCCAUAGCAACCAAAUCAGAUUGUUUCUUUUAUUUUUCAGAGGCAUUUUUAAAAAUGCAAGAAGUGAUCUGAUUGGUUUCUAUGGGAAACUGGUCAGGUUUUCCCUCUGCACAGGUUUUGAUAAAUCUCCCCCAAUAUGUCUACAAUUGUAAGGUAAACAUUACUGUGCAGUAAUUUUAUUUUAUUAAUUUUUUUGCAAAAUUUUGUUUAGUCAACUACAAUUUUCAAUAUAGUUAAAAGAAAAAAACAUACAAUGUAUACCAACCAGACAUAUGCCACAGGACACUCAUUUUGUAUCAGCAUGGCCAACAGAACUUUCUGGGCAUGUACAUGCACUUCUCAGUAUACAGUAUAUACUAAAUGUACAGCCCGAACGCUGUGUGAACAGAGUCUGAGGCUGGCCAGUAAUUCCGUCCAUUUUAAGCAAAAACCAGGAGUGUAACCAACACGGAGAGAACAUAUAAAGAUUUGCACCUUUUUUUCUGUGUUUUGGGCCCACUACUAAUUUUGGCUAAAAAUAUUGCCCAAAUUACUAUGUGUGAACUCAGCCUUAGACUCUUGAACAUGUGAACAUAUCUUAUGUUUGAUAUAUUUCUUUCCUUCAGAAAGAUGCUCUUUAAGAUGUCUUGCAUGGCAAUAACAUUAUAUUAUAGGGCAUUCGUGUUUCAGAAAACUUUUUUAUUAUUAUAUUUAUUACAUAAUUUAUUCAUGUAUUAUUUUAUUUUUGUACCUUUUUUAAGUCUAUUCAGUCUUAGUUAUCACAUGUUACAGGGUGUGCAAUAAGGAAAGUGGUAUUUUGUAAAUAGAAGUUAGAAAAUGUUGGCAUCUGCUUGGCCUUUACAGCGUUCCGACACUAUUUUCCUCUGUACUUAUUUGGCAUGACAAAGGUCUGUUUCUUCUAAGAAACCAUGACAUUUUUUUUUUGACAGUCCAUGUCUGGUAAUGCAGCUCAGCCAUAUUUAAAGGAGUACUCCGCCCCUAGACAUCUUAUCCCCUAUCCAAAUGAUAAGAUGUCUGAUCACGGGGGUCCCGCUGCUGGGGCCCCCCGCAAUCUCCCUGCUGCACCCGGCGUUCGUUUAGAGCGCCAGGUGCAGCGCCAGAGGCACGUGACGGCCGUCAUGCCCCCCCCCCCAUAGACUUGCAUUUAUGGGGCGUGGCCGUGAUGUCACGAGCGUGGCGUGAGCGUGACAUCACUUGCCUCUGUCUCGCAUCACCAGUCAUCCAGCACGGAGUGAAUGUCUGUGGUGCUGCAGCGGAGAUUGUGGGGGUCCUCAGCGGCAGGACCCUCGAGGUCAGACAUCUUAUCCCGUAAGAUGUCUAGGGUUGGAGUACCUCUUUAGGUGAAUAGAGAAGAGAUGCAAUUCCAGACAAAGCACACACAGAGGAAAGUGUUCCUUUUUAAUAUUUUCCAUAAUUUUCCAUAAAAGAAA